Molecule: messenger RNA, 2097 nt
Organism: Perognathus longimembris pacificus (Pacific pocket mouse)
Lineage: Eukaryota; Metazoa; Chordata; Mammalia; Rodentia; Heteromyidae
Gene: Nap1l4
Product: nucleosome assembly protein 1 like 4
Exons: 16
Coding region: 125-1252 (375 amino acids)
Biological process (GO): nucleosome assembly
Cellular component (GO): nucleus; chromatin
Molecular function (GO): histone binding; chromatin binding
Source: RefSeq, a predicted model, not a curated record
UAGAAGGCGGCUUUGUUGGCAGCCACGGCGGCGCAGCUCCGGAGCGAACUGAGGCACGGCCGCCACUGCCGCAGGAGGCGCGAGGUGCGGUGCGCGCGGCGCCCGCGGGAGAUAAAGCAUUCAGAUGGCAGAUAACAGUUUUUCAGAUGGAGCUCCUGCGGAUUCCGUGGAAGCUGCUAAAAAUACAAAUAACACAGAAAAGCUCACAGAUCAGGUGAUGCAGAAUCCACAAGUUCUGGCAGCUUUACAGGAACGCCUUGAAAAUGUCUCUCACACUCCCUCCAGCUACAUUGAAACCUUGCCCAAAGCAGUCAAAAGAAGAAUCAAUGCUUUGAAACAGCUACAAGUACGGUGUGCGCACAUAGAAGCCAAGUUCUACGAGGAAGUCCAUGACCUGGAGAGGAAGUACGCCGCGCUCUACCAGCCUCUAUUUGACAAGAGAAGAGAAUUCGUCACAGGUGAUGUGGAGCCCACAGAUGCAGAGUCAGAAUGGCACAGUGAGAAUGAGGAAGAGGACAAGUUGGCUGGAGAUGUGAAAAAUAAAGUCGCCAUAGCUGAAAAAGAAGAAGCAGCAGCAGAAGAGCCAAAUCCCAAAGGAAUCCCAGAGUUCUGGUUCACCAUCUUCAGAAAUGUGGACAUGCUCAGUGAGCUUGUACAGGAAUAUGAUGAACCCAUCUUGAAACACCUGCAAGAUAUUAAAGUAAAAUUUUCAGCCCCUGGACAGCCCAUGUCUUUUGUGUUAGAGUUCCACUUUGAGCCCAAUGACUACUUUACCAAUCCUGUUCUGACCAAAACGUACAAGAUGAAGUCAGAGCCAGACAAGGCCGAUCCCUUCUCCUUCGAAGGUCCUGAAAUCGUGGACUGUGAUGGGUGUACUAUUGAUUGGAAGAAAGGGAAAAAUGUGACAGUCAAGACCAUCAAGAAAAAGCAGAAGCACAAGGGCCGGGGUACUGUCAGAACAAUUACUAAACAAGUGCCCAAUGAGUCCUUCUUCAACUUCUUCAACCCACUGAAAGCCUCUGGGGACGGAGAGUCACUGGAUGAAGAUUCGGAGUUCACUUUAGCCUCUGAUUUUGAAAUUGGACACUUCUUCCGAGAACGGAUAGUGCCGCGCGCCGUGCUCUACUUCACAGGGGAGGCCAUAGAGGACGAUGACCACUUUGAAGAAGGCGAGGAAGGAGAAGAGGAGGAACUGGAAGGUGACGAGGAGGGAGAAGAGGAAGAAGAUGCUGAAAUUAACCCUAAGGUGUAAUUUUUGUUAAUCAUUCAUGCGUUCUAGAAGGAAGCCGGCCAGCCAGCGGAGUGCAAGCAGCAGUGAGAAGCGGGUCUGCGGGGCGCACACGCGCGGUGUGCGACAUCUAACCCUUCAAAGUGCAUGACUUCACUUUCACUUUCCUUUCCUUCUUACUUUGCUUAACUUGUACAGUGGCGAUGGAACUGCAUUUCAGAAGUAGCAGGCGUAGUUCUAGCACCUCUGCAGCCUUGCCCCCCCCCCCCCGCCCUUGGGAGGCCAAGACCACGGGGAAGAGUGGGGGGAGGCAGGGGCCUGCCUGGAAAGAGCAGUGCUUGGUGCUGUAAGACUCCACCACUCCCAUUUGAAGAAGCCCCCUAUUGUUCACAGCCGUCUCCUAAGAGCUGAGAGUGAGGCUGCACUCUCCUGGUUUCUGGGGUGCACUCGGGGGCCAGAGCCCCAGGCUCCGCCUUGGCAUUGACUUGGUGUCUGAGGGAAAGGGUGGAUGGGGAGCGCUUGUGACCCUCUGCAGACCCAAGGCUGGGCCUGAGCGGAGGGCCUGUGGCUCUGCGGUGGGGGCUGGGCGGCAGGGGCAGGCGUUUGUGCUGUAUGAGCCUCUGGCCUUCUUUCCUCAGCGUCCCCUUUUUUGACCCCGCCCUUGCCCUGUCUUCAGCCCUGGGUUUGGUGUGGCCUGUUGUAGUGGUGUGUGGGGUUUGAGUGUGUGUUGGUGGUUGCUGGGGAUAGCAGGUCCGGGCCAGCAGCAGGCAUUUAGAGUGCUCAGCCUUACCUGAUAACGCAUUUGUAACUGAAUACGGUGUUUUCAAUUUGUACAGAAUAGUUAGAAUAUUCUAUUAAAGUUGUGAAAC